This is a messenger RNA of Alternaria arbusti, 396 nucleotides long. RefSeq lists its product as uncharacterized. The record is from RefSeq and is a predicted model, not a curated record. NCBI's taxonomy places the organism in Eukaryota, Fungi, Ascomycota, Dothideomycetes, Pleosporales, Pleosporaceae. The transcript is spliced from 3 exons. Bases 1 to 396 code for a protein of 131 amino acids.
AUGUCCGACUCCACGCCCCUCCCCAGCGACGAUCAGAUCAAGGCGUUCUUUGCAGACGACUCGUCCUUCGGUCGAUUUGUCGAGUUCAUGGAGGUCUACCUCUACAGCCGCCGCAUCACUGUCUCCGCCUGCAAAGCCGCCAUCACGGCCGCCGGCUUCGUCAACCCGUCUGAGUUCCCAAGCCCAGCCUCCGUGUUCUUCGCCGACGAAUCAGUCGAGGAACACCGUACCGACCCCGUCCGCAACGACGUCCACAUGCAACUCAUCGACUCUUCUCACCCUGGCCCGACGACAUUCCGCUGGCUCCUUACCCAGCACAACCCAACCCAAAGCACCAGGCUCAACCUCCAUGCGCUUACGUCCGUGUUGGCAACGCUACCGUCCUUCUCACGGUGA